CCAUUGCUAUAUUCACACACUACUGAUAACAGUGGAUGAGUGAGCUACUUGAUACGAAAGACACUAGCAUUGCUCUGCGUAACAUUGAUUCAAUAUGAAUACGUUCACUGUAGCAGCCGUGACUUUUCUGAUCUGCAUGACACUGCUGUCCACAUCAGAAGGUAGACCACCACUUCGAUGCCAGUGUGUUGGAUCAUAUUUAGGAAAACCCAUUUCUAUCGACAAAGUAGAUUCAAUAAAGACAUUUGCUGCUGGUCCGCAUUGCAAAAAUGUGGAGAUCAUAGCCAUAGUGAAGCAUAAAAAUAACAAAAGCACAACAACCUGUCUGAAUCCCAGUGAUGCCUGGGUGAAAUCUCUUAUGGAAGAAUGGAACAAGAAAUCAAACAGUAUCAUAGGCAGUAUGAAUAAAAAAACAACUUAGUUGCUCACUAAAGAACACAAAGAGGACAUUCUGACUAUAUAAGACCGCAGCUGAUGUUUGUUUGAAGGAAUUUAUCAAAUGUAUUUGACACUAUAACAAUACAAAUGUUUAGGGUCACUUAUUCAUCCCUCUUGUUCAUCAAAACUAUAAAACAACAAAUGCUAUUAUGGGAAUUGUGUUGUGACAAAAUAAAUAAUGAAUGAAAACUUACAUGUAACAUCGUCAGUGUAGUCACCCCGAGAUGCUUCUUAAGCACUAUAGUGAAGGAGUUCCCAUCUAUUCUGGGCUCCUAUUUUUCUUUUUAUGAAUUAUUCAGAUGUCAAGUCAUCAAAAACAUUUUAAAUACAUUUUAGUUUUGUAAUGAAAGAAAAUAAUAUGUUGGCAAUAUCAAACUUUCGGACCUGUAGAUCAAAAUGUUUUACAGAAUUGUGAAAAACAUUUUAGUCAACUGACCCUAAACAUUUGAACGGUGUAAUCUGGUUUGUUUUUAUUUAUUUAUUUGUAAGGAUGGAUGAUAUAACAUAAUAGAUUGUAAUAUUCUUUUGCUACCAAAUGUUUAACAGAAUAAAAUGUUAUUUUUAUUACUGUAAA
Messenger RNA from Triplophysa rosa, 1012 nucleotides. Its product is annotated as interleukin-8-like. The coding region runs from base 95 to 421 and encodes 108 amino acids. The record is from RefSeq and is a predicted model, not a curated record. Lineage: Eukaryota; Metazoa; Chordata; Actinopteri; Cypriniformes; Nemacheilidae. Gene Ontology annotation, biological process: cellular response to lipopolysaccharide; antimicrobial humoral immune response mediated by antimicrobial peptide; neutrophil chemotaxis. Gene Ontology annotation, cellular component: extracellular region. The transcript is spliced from 4 exons. Gene Ontology annotation, molecular function: CXCR chemokine receptor binding; chemokine activity.